This is a messenger RNA of Indicator indicator, 1794 nucleotides long. RefSeq names its product G protein-coupled receptor kinase 5-like. The coding region runs from base 1 to 1794 and encodes 597 amino acids. The transcript is spliced from 16 exons. Gene Ontology annotation, biological process: regulation of signal transduction; protein phosphorylation; signal transduction. NCBI's taxonomy places the organism in Eukaryota, Metazoa, Chordata, Aves, Piciformes, Indicatoridae. Gene Ontology annotation, cellular component: cytoplasm. Gene Ontology annotation, molecular function: ATP binding; G protein-coupled receptor kinase activity. The record is from RefSeq and is a predicted model, not a curated record.
AUGGAGCUGGAGAACAUCGUGGCCAACACCGUCCUGCUGAAGGCUCGCGAAGGAGGUGGAAGCAAGAGGAAAGGCAGGAGCAAGAAGUGGAGGGAGAUCCUGCGGUUCCCACACAUCAGCCAGUGCGAGGAGCUGCGCAAGGGGCUGGAGCAGGACUACGGCAGCCUGUGCCAGAAGCAGCCCAUCGGCCGCCUGCUCUUCCGGCAGUACUGCGAGACGCGGCCGGAGCUGGGGCGCUGCAUCCGCUUCCUGGACGCUGUGGCAGACUAUGAGCUGUCCCCCGAUGAGAAGCGAAAGGAGAUGGGAGAGGAAAUUAUCCAUCGGUUCCUCAAGCAGGAGUCCCCAGAAUUCCUGCCUGAGGUCAGCCGGGCCCAUGCCAGCCACUGCCUGCAGGACCUGCAGAAGAGCCCCUGCAAGGACCUCUUCAGCAGCUGCCUGUGCUCCCUGCACCAGUACCUGGGGGGGGACCCCUUUGCUGCCUACCAGGACAGUAUGUACUUUGACCGCUUCCUGCAGUGGAAGUACCUGGAGAGGCAGUCGGUCACCAAGGACACGUUUCGGCAGUACCGGAUCCUGGGCAAGGGCGGCUUCGGAGAGGUGUGUGCCUGCCAGGUGAGGGCCACGGGGAAGAUGUACGCCUGCAAGAAGCUGGAGAAGAAGCGGAUCAAGAAGCGGAAGGGGGAGGCAAUGGCGCUGAACGAGAAGCAGAUCCUGGAGAAGGUCAACAGCCGCUUUGUGGUGAGCCUGGCAUAUGCCUACGAGACGAAGGACGCGCUCUGCCUGGUGCUGACCAUCAUGAACGGUGGGGACCUGAAGUUCCACAUCUACAACAUGGGCAACCCUGGCUUCGAGGACGAGCGCGUGGCCUUCUACGCAGCUGAGAUCUGCUGCGGCCUCCAGCACCUGCACCAGGAGGGCAUCGUCUACCGGGACUUGAAGCCAGAGAACAUCCUCCUGGAUGACAAUGGCCACAUCAGGAUCUCUGACCUGGGGCUGGCUAUCAAGAUCCCUGAGGGUGAGACCAUCCGUGGCCGUGUGGGCACCGUUGGCUACAUGGCCCCAGAGGUGAUCAACAAUGAGCGCUACACCUUCAGCCCCGACUGGUGGGGCCUGGGCUGCCUGGUGUACGAAAUGAUCGAGGGGCAGUCGCCCUUCCGUGCCCGCAAGGAGCGGGUGAAGCGCGAGGAGGUGGAGAAGAGGGUGCAGGAGGAGCAGGAGUCCUACUCUGACAAGUUCAGCCAGGAGGCUCGGGCCAUCUGCCAGCUGCUGCUGGCCAAGGACCCCAAGCAGCGGCUGGGCUGCGGGGCCGGUGGCGCGGCCGAGGUGAAGCUGCAUCCCUUCUUCAGCACCAUCAACUUCAAACGCCUGGAGGCUGGCAUCAUGGCACCCUCCUUUGUGCCAGACCCCCGGGCAGUUUACUGCAAGGACGUGCUGGACAUUGAGCAGUUCUCCACCGUGAAGGGAGUCAACCUGGACCAAACCGACUCCGAUUUCUAUGCCAAGUUUGCCACCGGCAGCGUCUCCAUCCCCUGGCAGAACGAGAUGAUCGAGACUGAGUGCUUCAAGGACCUCAACGUGUUCGGACCUGCUGGGACUCGCUCCCCAGACCUGGACUGGAGGCAGCUGCCUGAGCCCCCCAAGCGCAGCCUCCUGCAGAGGCUCUUCCGACGCCAUCCAGCUGACUACACCAUCAGCACCACCACCCCGCCCAGUGCCCUGGCCGCUGUGAACUCGCAUCCUCCCGUAGCCAAGUCCAGCUGCCAAACCCCUGCCACAGCACCAGCACCAUCCUGA